UGUCUAUCAUUUAGGCGAUAUAUAGCAGUCGUUUACUGUACGGUGUGCAGAAGUGGAUCCACUGUGAAGCCGUUAAAUCCGAAAACAUGAUUUUGAGAACGUUUGGAAUUUCACUGCUUUUUGUGAUUUUGUUCUGCGGUUGGGGAAACGCUAAAUUAGCCCCGGACUUUAUACACCCGUGCAAUGCCACAACCAGAGAAUGUCUUGUAAAAGCUACCCAGGACGCUAUACCAGAAUUCGUCAAAGGCAUCCCAAGUCUUAAUUUAGAAUCACUGGAUCCAUUUGUUAUCGAGAAGCUGUCGAUACCUCUCAACGGCCUGAAAGUCACGUUCUAUAAAGGAAAAGUUAGCGGCUUUAGAAACUGUAUUGUAGAUGAUGUUGUGUCAGAGUUAGAAAAACGACACUUCGUGUUAGAAUUUCACUGCAACCUAACAAUAAAGGGUCAAUAUGACGCCAUAGGAAAAAUUCUACUAUUUCCAAUUAAUGGCGAAGGGGACGCCAAAGUAAAAUUAGUGAAUCUUCGAAUGAAGGUCGAUAUUAACACAAAAUAUAUUAAAGAUGACAACAACGUAAACCACUUUGCACUCAAAAAUUACAAAUAUACAUUCGACUACGGCGACCGAGUGUACUUUGAUUUAAAGAAUCUGUUCAAGGAAAGCAAAGAAUUAAGUCAAACAGUACUUAAUUUUUUGAAUGAGAAUUGGAAAACAGUUGCAGAAGAAUUCGGUAAACCCAUCGUUGACUACGCUGUCGAUUUGGCAAUAAGAACUAUAGAAAAGUUCUUCCUCGCUGUUCCUUAUGAAGAGCUAAUAAACGUUCCUAUACCAAAAUUUUAAAGAAUAUCAUGUACCCUUCACUGUAGAUCCCAGCUUCGUUAUUCUGACAUCAUUUUCCUGAUCGGAACUGAAGGAGCCAUGCUAUGUACACAUUCACACCGAACAAAUCAGAUGACAUCGACGUCAUUAUAUCGAAAUAUGAAAUCUUGUGUGGAAUAUUUUGACUCUAAAAAUUCAUAUUUUUCAUCUUCAACUUGCAAAUGGGAGCUCGAACUUCAGUAAAUGAAGUUGAAAUCACUUCAUAAAUGGAUGUAGGGAAAAACGUGAUAAAAUAUAUUUAUUUCUAAUAUUUUUUCAGAAAAAUAAGACAACACCGAUAAAGAAGUAGGAAAUAAUUCAAACACCUAAUCAAUGAAAAGUUAAUUACUUGAUAGACAUAGACAGAGCUUUUUAAAUUGUAACAAUUACAAAAUGAGUGAAGUUGUCUGCUUGGUUAUUGGAAAUUUUCGUUAGUUUUCAUGUAAAAUACUAGACGGAUUUUCGUAUUUUAACUAUCACACAAAUUGUUACUUAUUGGCCUUUCGUUUAUUUACUAAAAUAUAAAUUUAUUUACCAGUAGUAGUAAAAUUUUCGUUCUUUUAAAUUUUAAAGAUGGCCUUUGAUCAUUUAUUAGAUUAGAAACUAAAAAUAAGUUAUAUAUAUAGUAAACCAGCUCGUAAUUUCACAUGAGGGGACAGACAAAUAUUUUUAAAAAAGUGACGACAAUUUUUCUAACCCGAGUAUUGCUCUCAUGAAAUAGGCUCCUAUGUAUAUGUUUUAGAAACAUUUACCCACAAAUGUGUAUCAUAGUGAAGUGCAAAGAUGUUUACACCCCCACAGUGUUACAAGGUCUUUUAUAUAAAUAUAAAUCAAUAUUCUCAUAUACUGUUACUGUUUAGUGUUUUGUAUAAUAAAGGAAAUUGUAUAUAGCUUUGAACUCCUACCCUCGCCUCUAAGGCUUCGGCAGUGAUUACAAUAACGUAAAAAUUAAAGACAGUGUCCUACUGACACACAUUACUAAUAAAUUUUAAUGUAAUUGUAUUUAUUCAAUACCAAUAUUUCAGCUAUACCUUAAUUAUUAGCUUAAACUAGAUUGUAAUAUGAUCUCCAACAGAAUUUUUAUAAAAAAAAUCGUAUCUACCAUAAGUAUAUAAUAAUUAUACUGUUACAAUUUUGGAGUAAUUAAAUGAAUAUUAUUAAAA
Messenger RNA from Danaus plexippus (monarch butterfly), 2017 nucleotides. RefSeq names its product circadian clock-controlled protein daywake-like. The transcript is spliced from 6 exons. NCBI's taxonomy places the organism in Eukaryota, Metazoa, Arthropoda, Insecta, Lepidoptera, Nymphalidae. Bases 87 to 836 code for a protein of 249 amino acids. The record is from RefSeq and is a predicted model, not a curated record.